AAAAUAAAUAAAAUGUUUCACAUUAAAAUACUAGAAUCACUUUCCAGAAAAUGUUUUACUAGAGUUAACAAUAAGUAUAUUAAGGAUGUUUUAUUUUAUAAUCUUACAAUUUCUUAAUUAUUUAUAUCUGUAAUAUAUUAUUAACUAUGUUCAUUAGAUAUACAUAUACAGAUAAAAAAAUAUAUCUGGUCUUAUAUUUAUCUUGUAAAUUAGUUAUUUUCAUUUUCUUAUUUCUGUAUAUACAUAUGUACAUAUCAAAAUCAACUAUUCCACGUGUACGUUUAUGUGGGGUUUAUCUAGUAUGUAUAUAUAUCUUAGAAAUGUACUAUUUAUAGUGAAUUUUAUUUAUUCACACAAAUUAGGUAUAUUUUAUUUUUUAUGCACACAAAUUAGGUACAUUUUACUUUUUAUGCACACAAAUUAGGAAUAGUAUAUGAGCAAUUUAUCUAAUUGGCUGAAAAUAACUAUUAAGAAGAAAUCAACAAAAACAUUAAAUACAUAAGAUCUGAUAUGAAUAAUGAGGAAAAUACAGAUAUCAAAAGCUUAAAACUUUGACACACUCACCUCACCUUAUAUACUCAAUACAUGUAAGUAUAGAUUUGUAUAUCUAUAUAAGAAGCUAGAGUUACCCCAAGUCUAUAGCUAACUUGAAAAGGACAAGAAGUUCUCACAUGACCCGAACCACACCAUCCAUGGGUCCCUUUUACUCUCUCUUAUAAGAUGUGUUCUUCUUCUCUAUCAUCGAGAAAAUUUCUAAACCCACUAUUUUCUUCACCCUUUAAAGUCAUCUAGAGAGAGAACCCAGUUUAAAAUUGAAAAACCAUUGAUUUCAUUUUCCAUUUUUUUAAUAUAUAUUUGGAGUCAACGAAAAUAUCAGAAGAAGAAGCGAACACAAAGAAUGGCUAGUGGCUCCGGCAGCAACAGCAACGACUUCAACAUGGCGAUGGGAGAGCACAUGUUCGACAAAGUGCUAACAACAAGCGACGUCGGGAAACUAAACCGCCUCGUGAUUCCAAAGCAACAUGCAGAAAACUACUUUCCCUUGGAAGAAAUUGAAAACGGCACGAUGUUGGAAUUCCAAGACAGGAACGGCAAGAUGUGGAAGUUUCGUUACUUGUACUGGAGCAGUAGCCAGAGCUACGUGAUGACCAAAGGAUGGGUCCGUUUCGUCAAAGAUAAGAACCUUGAAAGCGGAGACACCAUCUCGUUCCACCGUAGCUACGUCCCCGACGAUACCGAACCGGGGAAACGAAUAAAAAAACUGUACGUUGACUGGAGGCAUAGAGCCGACAGGAACCUCGUACACAACAUAAACCAUCAUCAUCAUUACCCGCUUUUAAUGCCUCCGACUUAUCCAACUGCUGGUUACUAUCCCUUGUCUGGAUAUUCCAUGCCGCAUUACCAAAGGCUUCCACCUUUUUAUCAUAACCAGUUUCAAGAGAGGGAUUUUUCAGGGUAUGGUUAUGGAGGGCCUUACUACGCGAGAUCACCGUUGGAUCAUCAUCAUCAUUAUCAGUAUGGAAGAUCUGAGCCAUUGGUUUAUAACUCUUAUCCUGUUUACCCGACCACGGGGGUACCUUCGUCUUCCGCCAGGUUACCUCCUUAUCCUCCUCCUCAUCAGCCGCCGCAGGAGGGGACGGCGAAGAAGCUAAGGCUGUUUGGGGUCGAUGUGGAGGAGUCUUCUUCUUCAGGAGAGGCACGUGGCGAAAUGGCUGUUGCUGGGUACUCUUCGUCUUCUCCAGUUGUGAUCAGAGACGAAGAAUCAUCUUCAGCUAUGCAGUUAAGCGAGGAUGAAGAAUAUAAGAGGAAAGGGAAGUCCAUAGACUUUUAGAACAAAGAGUCUUCUAUUCAUCAUUUGUUUCAUCCUUUUAAAAUUAUUAUAAUGUUAUUUGGCAAUUGGGGAAUUUAAAAUGUAGUGAGGAACUUCACCGGGAUUA
Molecule: messenger RNA, 1937 nt
Organism: Brassica napus (rape)
Lineage: Eukaryota; Viridiplantae; Streptophyta; Magnoliopsida; Brassicales; Brassicaceae
Product: B3 domain-containing transcription factor NGA4
Exons: 2
Coding region: 899-1831 (310 amino acids)
Molecular function (GO): DNA binding; DNA-binding transcription factor activity
Source: RefSeq, a predicted model, not a curated record